This is a messenger RNA of Apaloderma vittatum (bar-tailed trogon), 836 nucleotides long. It is a transcript of the gene OPN3, whose product is annotated as opsin 3. Gene Ontology annotation, biological process: G protein-coupled receptor signaling pathway. The annotation marks the transcript as partial. Gene Ontology annotation, cellular component: membrane; photoreceptor outer segment. Lineage: Eukaryota; Metazoa; Chordata; Aves; Trogoniformes; Trogonidae. Gene Ontology annotation, molecular function: G protein-coupled receptor activity. The record is from RefSeq and is a predicted model, not a curated record. The transcript has 3 exons.
GAAUUGUCUCAAUUAUGACUCUCACUGUUCUUGCGUAUGAACGCUACAUUCGAGUAGUCCAUGCGAAAGUGAUUGACUUCUCCUGGUCUUGGCGGGCUAUCACAUACAUCUGGAUCUACUCAUUAGCCUGGACUGGAGCACCUCUUUUGGGCUGGAACAGAUACACACUGGAAAUUCAUGGAUUAGGUUGCUCAGUAGACUGGAAAUCGAAAGACCCAAAUGAUACCUCCUUUGUGCUUCUUUUUUUCCUUGGCUGUCUGGUAGCACCUGUUGGAAUCAUGGCCUAUUGCUAUGGUCAUAUUCUCUAUGCAGUAAGAAUGCUUCGCAGUGUGGAAGAUUUCCAGACUGCUCAAGUGAUCAAACUUCUAAAAUAUGAGAAGAAGGUGGCUAAAAUGUGUUUCUUAAUGAUCUCCACGUUCCUUAUUUGUUGGAUGCCCUAUGCAGUAGUCUCCCUCCUGAUAACGUAUGGCUAUAGCAACCUUGUGACUCCAACAGUAGCUAUCAUCCCCUCUUUCUUUGCCAAGUCGAGCACUGCUUAUAAUCCAGUCAUCUAUAUCUUCAUGAGUAGAAAGUUUCGACAAUGCCUUUUGCAACUCUUGUGCUUUCGCCUGAUGAGAUUCCAGAGGACCGUGAAAGAGACACCAGCAACAAGGAGUGACAAACCAAUACGGCCAAUAGUUAUGUCUCAGAAAGCAGGAGACAGGCCAAAGAAGAAAGUGACUUUCAGCUCCUCCUCCAUCAUUUUUAUUAUCACCAGUGAUGACACUCAGCAAAUAGAUGACAACAGUAAACACAGUGGGACAAAUGUAAAUGUCAUCCAAGUAAAACCACUAUAG